Molecule: messenger RNA, 2451 nt
Organism: Grammomys surdaster
Lineage: Eukaryota; Metazoa; Chordata; Mammalia; Rodentia; Muridae
Gene: Slc6a16
Product: solute carrier family 6 member 16
Exons: 12
Coding region: 1-2259 (752 amino acids)
Biological process (GO): sodium ion transmembrane transport
Cellular component (GO): membrane
Source: RefSeq, a predicted model, not a curated record
AUGAAGAAGAGCAAAGUGGGUAGGUCCACUAAGGAAGGUGAAAAUGCACCUUCCUUUGCCAAAUCGAGAGCUUCUCCAUCAGAUGUGCCUCAAGAAUCUACCUUGAUAAAGGCUUCAGAGUCCUGUACGGAAAAAAAUGUAUCCAUGGAUACAAGGCUUUCUGAUAUGGAUUCAAACCUUGGGGGAUGGGAAGAUGAUCUAGCAACCUGGUCUCCGUCGGUCUGGAUUACACAGACUCAAGUCUCAGAGACCCGGAUGGAGAAGGCUCAGGCCUGGGAGACUCUUGCUUUGGAGGCUCAGGCAAGAAUUGCCUUACAACCCAAGCCCAGUGUCACAGAAUUAUCAACAGUGACACCCCUGAAACAAGAAUCAUUACAGUUGGUGAAAAGGAUGAGUCAGAAAAGCAGUGAAGGCUUCCCUCCCCGGCUACUCUGGUCCAGCAAGGUUGAGUACCUCCUGGCCCUCAUGGGCUACAUGGUGAUGCCAUCUGGAAUCUUGCGCUUUGUCACAUGCUGGGUUCACAAAGGAAGCUGUAACUUCUUUAUAGCGUACAUUUUAAUGCUGUUGGGCAUCGGGAUUCCUCUCCUCUUCCUGGAGAUGGCAGUUGGUCAGAGGGCACAGCAGGGCAGCAUGGACCUAUGGAAGAACCUGAGCCCCUGGUUUGGUGGAGUGGGAUACAGCAUGGUUAUGGUGUGCUUCAUCAGUAACACCUACCUGAAUGUGUUCAAUUCCUGGAUCCUCUUCUACAUGAGCCACAUAUUCUACUUUGUUGCCCCAUGGGAGAAGUGUCCCUUACAAAAGAAUUCCAGUGACUUUGAUCCUGAGUGUGAACAGGCAACAUCCUACACGUACUUUUGGUACCGGCAGACCUUGAAAGCCUCAGACAGAUUCGAGGAUGGAGGGCAACCGUCCUUCAGCCUGGGCAUGUUUCUCUUUCUGUCCUGGUGUCUCAUUUGUGCUUUCAUGGUCAGUGGGAUCAAGUCCAUUGGGAAGAUCCUAUGUGUCUUGAUGGUGGUUCCCUAUUUCAUCAUGAUCUGCUUCCUAAUCCGGACUCUGUCAAUGAGCGACACAGAGUAUGGGCUUAAAUACCUGCUGGUCCUCAAGGUGGCAAGCAUCUUUGACUUAACUAUGUGGUGCCAUGCAGGGAUCCAGGUGUUGUUUGAUAUCGGCCUGGGCUUUGGGCCCAUUGUCUCCUUCUCCUCACACAUGCAUGACUUCAACAACUGUCUGGCCGACGCCAUCCUUUUGGCUCUGUUCAAGAUACUCACUUUGUUGCUCAGCACACCCGUCCUCCUCUCCAUCCUGGGCUUCUGGGCCACUAUAACCACACAUCACUGCUGUAAGAGGAACACAAAGAAACUUAUAACGCUGAUAGCCCAGGGGAUCCUGCCUCCUGAGGUAGAGCCCCCGGACCUGCAGAACAACCCAACCACCGUCUACAACUCCUGGCUCAACAGCCUCCCUCCACCCUUGAGGAGCGCCGUCCUCAACAUAGUGCCUGAAUGCAACAUCCAGAAGCAGUUUCUGAAGAUUGAGGAUACCCCUCGCUUCCUGUUCCUGAUCUUCACUGAGGUCAUCUCACUAUUACCUGGGUCUGCCUUCUGGAAUGUCCUCUUGUUCCUGUUGCUGCUGGGCCUGGGGUUGUGUAGCAAUCUCAUGUUCAUGCUGGGCAACAUUUUGGCACUGCAGGACACCUUCCCCUUCUGCAGAAGACAGCCGAGGAUGCUCACAGUGUGUCUUUCCAUGGCGAUGUUCCUGUGCGGCCUCAUCUUCAUCCAACCUUCAGGCAUCUACUACUUUUCACUGCUGACUGAUUACUGGGUAGCAGGGCCCAUCAUGGUCAUCAUCAUAUGUGAAACCCUUGCUGUAGCCUGGGCCUAUGGGGCCAAGAGGUUCCUUGAAGACAUGAUGGUUCUGCUAGGCCGCCCCAUUUUCCCUGGCUGUGACUGGCUAUGGCGCUUUGUGUGUCCAGUGGUGCUGCUAGCCCUGUUAAUGUCCAUCUUUGCAUACCUUGUCCAGGGACCCCUUGUCUACAUGGCCUGGGACUCAAGCACUUCAAAAGAGGUGGCUCGUCUUUUCCCAGAGUGGUCCUUGAUCCUGAUUGCCGGGCUGUCUGUCUUUGUCCUCUUGCCCAUCCCUGCAUACUUUGCAUACUGCCUCACCCUGGGGAUUCCCUUCAGAGCUACACCAUCCCAUAACCUGCUGACUACAAAAGAGGCCUCAGAGGACAUUCUACAAGGCUACAAAACAGAGUCCUAAUGAACCUGUCAGCAGAGUCCCCAACUUUUCUCAUCAGGCCAGACAUCUUGCAUCUUUUACAACAGACCAAAGAGGCAGCUCUGAACAGCAGCUUAAAGCCAUCACCAGCCUGGAUGCCCAGGGCUGAGGAGCUGUGAGGCCUGCUGGCUUUGCAGCACAUUCCUGGCUGAGCUCUUCCAUUGCCAUACAGUG